GACUGCACACUGUACCAACAAUUCAUGUAAUCAUGGCUUGUGUAAUGAUAUAGAUGGAGGUGGCUAUGCAUGCAAGUGUCAAGUUGGCUUUCAAGGACUCGAGUGUCGAGAUGAACAUUUUGUACGACAUAUAGAGGUAAAUGCGUCCUUCCCUGCAAGCAUUCCGGGCAACACUGUUGAUCUUACCCAAUCUUCUCUUCGAGCGUACCGAGUCGAGGUCACUUCUGGAUGCGGUAUCGGAAUUGAGUUCCGAAGUUACCCAUAUUUAGCCAGGUUAACCAUUAAAGACAACCUGGAAGCUCCAAUGAUUUAUCGAUCAUACAUAGCUGAAUCGGAGCAACUCGUGAGAGCAAUUAUAGGCCAGUAUAUCCAUUUUCCAAAAUCAUCACUGUGGCUGCAAUCGGAUAUCAAAAGAGACAUGGAAUCGGUUGUUAUAAAGGUAUACGAGUCAUGUGUGAAUGGGAACUGUCAUCACGGUACGUGUUCGUAUGGUGUAUGUUCUGACAUCACUAAUGAGUAUUCUUGUCAAUGUGAACCAGGCUAUGGGGGUUUAAACUGCGUCCAAGAUAUCGGUGUACAAGAAUGGAUCCUGGAUUGGCCCAAUGGUAGACAGGCGCUAAGACUCUCAGACAGUGUAACUUGCAAAGUGAAUGUGUCUAUGCAUGACUGUGGGAUCGAGUACUUCCUGCAUGGUACAAAAAGUAUCGACGAGUAUUCUAUAUCGCUUGUCAUCCGGACCUCAGACAGGUCAGGUGCAAAAUCUACAAUUCUGACCGAUUCCAAUGGCGAAUUCAACGAGUACGGAUACCUUAACCGGUCGAACCUCUGGUUCCAGCUGUAUACUACCGGAUUUAAGAGAGGUGCAUUAAUCAUGUCAGCCAAGUGCGACAUGUAUGAACAAGGUAUAUGA
Messenger RNA from Lytechinus pictus (painted urchin), 910 nucleotides. RefSeq lists its product as uncharacterized. The coding region runs from base 305 to 910 and encodes 201 amino acids. Lineage: Eukaryota; Metazoa; Echinodermata; Echinoidea; Temnopleuroida; Toxopneustidae. The record is from RefSeq and is a predicted model, not a curated record. The transcript has 5 exons.